Messenger RNA from Hyposmocoma kahamanoa, 2548 nucleotides. RefSeq names its product silk gland factor 1 (gene fkh). Gene Ontology annotation, molecular function: RNA polymerase II cis-regulatory region sequence-specific DNA binding; DNA-binding transcription factor activity, RNA polymerase II-specific; protein domain specific binding. The record is from RefSeq and is a predicted model, not a curated record. The transcript has a single exon. Gene Ontology annotation, biological process: regulation of transcription by RNA polymerase II; anatomical structure morphogenesis; cell differentiation. Lineage: Eukaryota; Metazoa; Arthropoda; Insecta; Lepidoptera; Cosmopterigidae. Bases 36 to 1106 code for a protein of 356 amino acids.
CGGAGUGUGGUGCACGCGCGGGUGAUGCGAUAGCCAUGAUCUCGCAGAAGCUGUCGUACGGCGACGUGCCGACGUCCGCGGCGCUGUCGUCCCUGUCGCCGGGCCUCGCGCCGCCGUACGUCAACGGCAUGGGCUGCAUGCCGGCGCAGCCCUACAGUAACCUUUACUCUAACAAUAUGGUGGCCGGCGGCUCGUGCAUGGGCUCGCCAGGAGUCGGCUAUUCGCCGCCCAGCACCAUGGCGUCCUGCAUGGGCGGCAGCGGCGGCGUGCCCUACGGUUCCUUGCCCCGCGAGCAAGAAGCUGCCUCACCUACCUCGGCGCUGCAGCGCGCGCGUAACGACAAGACCUACCGCCGCUCGUAUACGCACGCCAAGCCACCCUACUCCUACAUCUCGCUCAUCACGAUGGCCAUCCAGAACAACCCUACGCGCAUGCUCACGCUCUCUGAGAUCUACCAGUUCAUCAUGGACCUCUUCCCCUUCUACAGACAGAAUCAACAGCGCUGGCAGAACAGCAUCCGACAUUCGUUAUCCUUCAACGACUGCUUCGUGAAGGUGCCGCGUACGCCGGACAAGCCAGGAAAGGGUUCCUUCUGGACCCUUCAUCCCGACAGCGGCAACAUGUUCGAGAACGGGUGUUUUUUGCGCCGUCAGAAAAGAUUUAAGGACGAAAAGAAGGAGACCAUUCGACAGGCACAGAAGGCGGCCACAGGACACGGACACCACGGGCACGACAAGCGACAGUCGGAGCACCACGCACACGAGAAGGGCGGCGGCGGCGCGGGCGCCGAGAUGCGCGACGACAAAGAUAUGCGAGACGAGUUGCUGGCACAACUACAUGCGGCACCCGAGUUGUGCCUGCCCGAGCAUACGCCGCUAGCGCUCGAGCACUACGCGCAGCUGAAGCAGGAACCGGCCGGUUACGCGCCCGCACCGCACCCGUUCAGCAUCACGCGUUUAUUGCCCGGUGCCGACACCAAGACGGACCUGAAGUCAAUGUACGAUGUCAACUACGGUUACAGCCACGCGCCUGUCGACAACUACUACCAGUCCUCGCUGUACCACGCGCACGCGCACGCUCAUGCUCACGCGCAACCGCCCUUGUGACAGUAUCCGCUGGCGUAGGCGCCGCGGCGCGCGCCAUGGCCCGCGCCAAUGCCCCUCCACGAGCCUGCCGCGCCUUGAGCACCGCCGGCUCCAACGGCCGUCGCGCCAGCGGCUGCUUCCUGCACUACCGAGGAUAUUUACCCACAAAAUCUCAAGUUAAAACUGUUGAUAUUGGACUCCAAGUGAGCGUGAUUGUGUUCUGGUGAUCGGACGGUUUGUAACAUGCUGUGUAAAUAUAGUCUAUGCCAGGAGUACGUGUGAUGAUAGCGCUAGGACGAUAGGCCUAAAGCGUCUCCGGGACUGAUGCGGAAGUGGCCUUUGUAGUCCUUGUAUCCGCUCGCGAUUGUAUUUUGACUCUUAUUGGAAGGGGUCGUGGCUAAACACGCGGAAUAUUUACUAUAUAAUCUUCCUUUAACUGGAUGUUUAUUUGAAUAACACUCGAGCAGCGCUCGGCGCCGCCGUCCGAAACAAACGGCGAGUCUAUAACGAGCGGCCGCGGUAAUGGGAAGUGCAAAUCGAUCAAUAACAUAUCGCUAUCAAAGUUUAUCAGUCGAUACUGUGUUUAGAUAAAAUUAUUAUUUAUUUGUUUAGCGCGUUCAAGUCUUUUCUAUGAGAGCAGCAAAAAGCGCUCCUAAAAAAAUAACGACCGUUUCGAUUUACGAAAUAAUUUUCCGUAUGACACGAAAUAUUUUAUUUUGCUAGGUAAAUAGUGUAACACGUAUUAAUUUUCAUUGUUUUCAAUUAUCUUCUUUGUUGUCUAAUUCUACAGAUGUUUUAAAUUUGACGUGCUAAGUAAUUUUUUUCCUAAACCUCUAUUUUUUUACCGGAAGAUCCCGAUUGGACCCUCCAUUGUCAUCUUUUGUGGACUGUCGCAUAUCCGCUUUUUUAUGAUAUAAUAUCUUGGCUUAGUAUUUUAACAGAAUAAUGUCUAAUAGAAAAUUGUUUAAAUAACCCUUUUACUAACAUAUAAGAAAUGAAUUUCCGAAUUUAACGAAUUUUCAAGUCACUUCAAAUUUUUACUAAAACUUUAUGGUCUAGUCAAUAAAAGAGCAGGCAGUAAUAUCAAUUAGUACCAAAAUUUAUGAAUCGGUAAUAUUAUCAAUAGUCGUGGUAAAAAGUUCAAUUUUAAACCCAAAAAGAGUUGUUAGACAAUCGCAAGUGUUCUAAAAGUCAUAUCGUGGACCGAACUGUGCAAUGUCAAAUAUAUGUGUAAAAACUAUAGAUAGAAAAGAAAUAUAGCUGCCGACCAUCGCGUUAGGUAAAUAAGUCUGUAUAUAUAGUGAAUAAGAUAAAUUUAAACAACCUCUCGGGAUAGAAUUGAGUGUUUUAAAAAUCUGACUCUUAAAUAAUCUUAAUGUAUACAAAAUAUAUAUAUAGAUUUAUCGGGUCAUAUAUACAAAAGCUUGGUAUAUAAUUUCUUACUUUCAUAUAUUUCUCAUUGA